Geosmithia morbida is the source of this 366-nucleotide messenger RNA. RefSeq lists its product as uncharacterized. The coding region runs from base 1 to 366 and encodes 121 amino acids. The record is from RefSeq and is a predicted model, not a curated record. NCBI's taxonomy places the organism in Eukaryota, Fungi, Ascomycota, Sordariomycetes, Hypocreales, Bionectriaceae. The transcript has 3 exons.
AUGUGCUCGGUGGAGUCGGCUGUACGUGCGUGCGUGUCUCUAAUUGGGGGCGGGGUGUCUGGGCUUGGGCUCGGGUACGACUUUGUCAUGGUCAACACGAGUCACUAUCACUACUACACCGUACAAGCCCAUGUGGCCAUCCUCGCCCUCACCUCGGCCUGCCUCGAUCUCCUACUGACCAACACGAUCGAUGCCCCCCGCCAGCCCCGCCACCACAAGCGCCAGGAGCAGAGCCGAUACGGCCAGGACUGGGCCGUGCUGGCUGCCGUCCCCACCGGAGCCGCCGCCGGAGUGGUCCGCCAGCUCGACGGAUUGGCCGGCACCACCAAUGCCGGCCACCUUAAAAGCCGGUGUCCAUCAGAGUGA